Messenger RNA from Closterium sp. Naga37s-1, 1626 nucleotides. The record is from the annotation of a GenBank genome assembly. NCBI's taxonomy places the organism in Eukaryota, Viridiplantae, Streptophyta, Zygnematophyceae, Desmidiales, Closteriaceae.
AUGGCGACGCUUAACGUUCUUGCUUUCGAUCUUGACGGUCGCCCGAUAGAGUUUACCACCUGGCUCGACGACCUUCAACUGUUUCUUCUGAUUGAUGCCAAGGACGGUGUUUCACUGUUCGAUUACGCGUCUGGCACUGCCGUUGCUCCUGCUGAAACUGCUCCUGCUCUUGACCGCUCACAGUGGCAGACCCGAGAUGCUGCUGCGCGCCUCGCUAUUCGCAACCAUCUGCCGAUCACAGAGCGCGCGCAUUUUAGCCAGCACAAGACUGCUAAGGCACUGUAUGACGCUGUAGUUGCCCGCUACUCUUCCCCGGCCACUGCAGCCCUAGGUCGCCUUAUGCUACCCUACCUGUUCCCCGACCUGUCCUCGUUUACCACUGCUGAGGACCUCAUCUCUCACCUGCGCACUAGCGACACUCGCUUUCGUACUGCCCUCUCAGACGAGGACCACUUUCUCGCGCUAGACCCUACCACUCUCACUGUCGACGACUUCGAGAAGCACCUCCUAACACCCGAAAAGAACAUUCUCGCUGUAGGUGCUGCUCGUGGCACUCCUCGCACUCCCCUCUUUGAGGGGUGCUCCCCCUCCCCUCUUGCCCCCUCCUACGCCUCCGCUGCUGCUGCUCUCGACUACCUUGGUGCUGAGGAGGUCGGGGCUGCUUCCGCUCCUCGUGGGAAGCGCCGCAGCGCCAGGGGCGGCAAGGGUGGCAGGGGAGGUGGGGGUGGCGGUGGAGGAGGCGGUGGUGGAGGCGGCGGGGGAGGUGGAGGUGGUGGGGGUGGUCGUGGGGGUGGAGGUGGUGGUGGGGGCGGCGGUGGCACUGGGAGCGGUGGAGGUGGCAGCGGCGGUAGUGGGGGUGGAGGGAGCGGUGGUGGCAGCGGUGGUGGGGGCUGGAGUGGAUCCGGCCAGAAGGGGAGCUCCGGUGGUGGCCAGGGACAGCAGCAGCAGCAGCAGGGCCAGCAGUCUGCAGCCCUAGGUGCUAGCGAGUUUGCUCUCCAUGGUACUGCGUCCGCUCAGGCUUUGCACACCUUUACACUUGACUCUGGUGCUUCUCGCUGUUUCUUUCGCGAUAGCACCACAGUCACUCCCCUCCCUGCACCUGUCCCUGUCUCACUGGCUGACCCCUCUGGGGGCCCAGUGCUAGCACAAACCAGUACUGUGCUUCCGUGUCCGGCGGUCCCGUCUGGUGAGCUGUCUGGUCUCCACCUCCCCUCGUUCUCUACGAACAUGGUGAGCACCGCCGUCCUUCAGGAUCACUGGGUUGACACCUUUACUCCUGGAGGACAUCGUGUGGCGAUCUGCACGUGCUCUCGGACCGGCCGCCACCUAGCCACGUUCACACGUGCGCCUAGGUCCAAUCUGUACACCCUCACCACUACGUCGCGCUCCACCCCUUUGUCUCCUCAGCUGUACGCGUCCGCUCAGGUAGCUACCCGGUGUCUCUGCCCUCCCUCCCUCCCUCGCCUGCGCCGCCCUGCAUUCCUUGCGUUGAGGGGCGGCAGCGCGCCGCUCCUCACUCCUCCUCGUUCCCUCCCACAAAGGCUCCACUGCAGACUCUCCACCUGGACGUGUGGGGCCCAACCCCCGUCCGUGGACAGGGCCACGAGCGGUACUUCCUGCUGGUAG